Messenger RNA from Scleropages formosus (Asian bonytongue), 3122 nucleotides. RefSeq names its product ubiquitin specific peptidase 45 (gene usp45). The coding region runs from base 170 to 2452 and encodes 760 amino acids. The transcript has 18 exons. Gene Ontology annotation, biological process: protein deubiquitination. NCBI's taxonomy places the organism in Eukaryota, Metazoa, Chordata, Actinopteri, Osteoglossiformes, Osteoglossidae. Gene Ontology annotation, molecular function: zinc ion binding; cysteine-type deubiquitinase activity. The record is from RefSeq and is a predicted model, not a curated record.
CGUAGUCCGCCGCGGCACUGACACUGUCUCAUCUUCACUUGAUGCUUUCAAGGAAAUACAAGAAAGGUACACGGAUACCGCAGAACCUGCUUGUACAAAGAUUUUACAACUUUUUGGAGAGUCACUGUUCGCCUUCUUAGACAACUAAACGCGUUCGCAGCAGGUACUCAUGCGGCUGAAAGACCCAUUCUCUAUAAAAGCCGCUGACAUGACGAAGCGGACAAACCGGCCGAAAAAGCCUUGUGAUGAGGAGUCAUCUGAUGAAGUCAGCGGGCUUACGUGUCAGCAUGUGAGCAGGGCGGUUGAUCUGAACUCGGUGAAAAAAGCGGUCACACAAAGCCUCUGGUCAGUAUGUGCCGAAUGUCUCAAGGAGAGGACCCCAUUUGAGGGAGAGCCAUCGGGGGAUGUCCUCAUCUGUCUCAGGUGUGGCUUCCAGGGUUGUAACCAGUCAGAAGCUCAGCAUUCAACGAAGCACCAGCUGGCCCAGCACCCUGAGUCUCACUGCAUUUCCAUCAGCCUCAGCAGCUGGAAGGCCUGGUGUCUGGAGUGCAACGAGGAGCUGUCCACUCACUGCAAUAAGAAGGUGCUGGCUCAGACGCUCGACUUCCUACAGAAACACUCGGUCAAGGCUGCAUCAGCUACGUCAUCCAAGGUCAUCAGACUUCGAGAGGAGCCUGAGGACAGUGCCGACGCGCUCAGAGGGAGGGGUCCUGCCAUCAGCACGCUCAUCCCUGUGAAAGGCAUCAAUAACCUAGGCAACACCUGCUUCUUCAAUGCUGUGAUGCAGAACCUGUCCCAGACGCACCUGUUGAAUGAGUUGAUUGCGGAGGUCAAGGAGAAGGGACACAAGCUGAAGAUCUGCCCUUCUCCAGAGACAAACCUGGGGCCGCUGACAAUCACUUUGCCCAGUCCAGAGCCACUCACCUCCGCCAUGUUUCUGUUCCUCCACAGCAUGAAGGAGGCCGGCAAAGGCCCCGUCUCCCCCAAGGUCGUCUUCAAUCAGCUGUGCCACAAAGCUCCACGCUUCAAGGGCUAUCAGCAGCAGGACAGCCAAGAGCUCCUUCACUACCUGCUGGACUCCAUGCGAAUGGAGGAAACUAAGCGCAUCAAGGCAGGCAUCCUGAAAGCGUUUAACAACCCCACCGAGAAGACAGCGGAUGAAGAAACUAAACGGCAAGUGAAAGCAUACGGGAAGGAGGGUGUGAAGAUGAACUUUGUGGAUCGCAUCUUCGUUGGGGAAUUAACCAACACUAUUAUGUGUGAAGAGUGUGCCCAUAUCUCCACCGUGAAGGAGGCCUUCAUUGACAUCUCCCUCCCCAUCAUCGAGGAAAGGACAUCCAAACCCACCAACCUAGGAAGAAUGAGUAAAGGUGGCCGGGAGCUGGAUGCAAUGGUCUCCCACGGUGAUGAGAUGCUGUCCACCUCACAGUCUCACGUCAAUAGGAACAUCAAGAAGUCAGGAGUUCAGGUGAGCCAGAAGAAUCAGGGGAGGAGGUCACCGGAGCCGGCAGAGCGAGGGGCCGACUGCGUGUCCAGCCCGCAGGAGGAACGCUGCACACGGGGUUGCCGCUCAGACGGCAGCGAGAGAGACGCUGCUCUGGACAGCAGCAACGAUGCGGACAGCGAGGCCUCGGAAAGCGAGUGCUCCUCGCGGCCACCAGGUGGUGCUGUGGCUACCACUGCCGCCCACAAGAGUCGUCAGGCAGGCGCUGUGGAACAGCUUGUCAGCACCGUGUCCAGAAUGGGUCUGAGCCACACCUCUGGCGAGCGUAUACCUGCCGGUGUGUGCUGUGAGGAGCAGGGAGAUACAGCACGCCAGCCCCAGGGGGCGUUCCAGGCCCUGUCCCACAGCUACAUGCCCUGCUCCAAGGAGUGCUCCGUGCAGUCGUGUCUGCACCAGUUCACCUCCGUCGAGCUGCUCAUGGGCAACAACAAGCUCCUGUGUGAGAACUGCACUGAAAGGAGGCAGAAGCAGCUCAAGAGAAGCACAGCAGACAAGAGGGCUGAGAAGGUGUACACGAGCGCACGCAAACAGAUGCUCAUUUCCGCACUGCCUCCCGUGGUCAUAUUGCACCUCAAGCGUUUCCAUCAGGCAGGAAUGAAUCUGCGGAAGGUGAACCGUCAUGUCGACUUUCCCCUCAUCCUCGAUCUGGCUCCAUUCUGCUCCGCAAGCUGCAAGAACAUGGUGGCAGGAGAGCACGUGCUGUACAUCCUGUAUGGGAUCGUGGAGCACAGCGGCUCGAUGCGCGGAGGCCACUACGCUGCAUACGUGAGGAUCCGGGCCCCACAGCGCAGACCUGAGCAGCGCAGGAAUAUGUCAGGACCAAAGGAAUGCAGUACGGCAAUGCCUGGUCAAUGGGUAUAUGUCAGUGAUACCAGCGUGCAGGUUGUUCCGGAGUCAAGGGUCCUCAGUGCACAAGCGUAUUUGCUUUUUUACGAGGAGCUGCUAUAAGCCUGUGAGCCCACAGAACUGCCCACGCAGACACCCAUCAGCACAGGGAAAAUCUCCCAUAUAACUGCCUGCGUGCCGGUCAGCCCAAAGAGGAGCUCCCGUUAUACCACGUUGGGGUGGACGCCUGCACCCUCCACUGGCUGAGAUCCACAGCGACAUACAGACCGGUCUGAAGGCUUCACCCUUUCGCUAGUGCAAGAAGGUGAUGCUGAAACAAGCGAGAUGCAGAGUGGCCACCCAACAACCUGCAGCACCAGGAGGAUAGAGCUUUCUAGUUUUACAGUUCAGCGUGCUGGUGUAUAGAUAUUAUUAGAUUACCAUUUGACAAAGUAUAAAUGCGUGUUGUUCUUGAAAUAUUUUGAAUGCCAAAGAUGUAAGGAAGAAAACUGUACACCAGUGGUGUAAAAGCAGUGCCAAAUCAGUUUUUUGUGACCAGGUUACAGUAAGCAUACCUGCUACAGGUGUUCAGCUAACCUGGUUUGGACAGUUCGCGUCCCUUCAGGGUCUUUACUUAUCCUUCCUGUCUUUGGGGACAACAGCAUAUAGACAACUCUGGGUUUCCAAGCUUUUUGGUGAUCUUUUGAUUUAGCUUUAUUUAUUCAAAUUUUAGUUUUAAUUUAAGAAGUGGCUAGCCUCUGAGGCAGGAAAUGAUUUCAAGUGGAGAAAGUUU